Molecule: messenger RNA, 5418 nt
Organism: Mugil cephalus (flathead mullet)
Lineage: Eukaryota; Metazoa; Chordata; Actinopteri; Mugiliformes; Mugilidae
Gene: megf11
Product: multiple EGF-like-domains 11
Exons: 27
Coding region: 370-3759 (1129 amino acids)
Cellular component (GO): membrane
Molecular function (GO): protein binding
Source: RefSeq, a predicted model, not a curated record
AGAAGAGAGAGGAAACGGCGGCGGUCCGUCCGUCUCACCUGACUUGCGCGCGUCGCCGAGUGCGAAAAAUCCACAUUUGAACUGCCACAAACUACCUCCCCUCAUCCGCCUCCAGUUCAGCCUGACUCCCACAGCCAGCUGAACCUGCAAGACCGUGUUGCACAGCGGACCGGGCUGAAUUCUCCCUAUCUACUGGGCGAUAACUUUCAAUUUCAGGUUUCCCGGAGGAUCUGCGACCUGUCAUCACCUCUCCCAGCUACUGUGUGUAUCUGAGCGCAGCGCCACUUCUGUCACUUUGUGCUUCCAGAGCCCCCCUCGAGCAGCCACGAAAACGCCCAGGGACCACGGGCUGCAAGAUUAGAGUGGACGAUGGGUUCGUCAGUGGCACUGCUCAUUGUUCUGGGCUUCGUCACUGGUGUUUUGAGUCUGAACCCGGACGACCCCAACGUUUGCAGCCACUGGGAGAGCUAUGCCGUGACUGUCCAGGAGUCUUAUGCUCACCCGUUCGACCAGAUCUAUUACACCAGAUGCACGGACAUCCUCAACUGGUUCAAAUGCACAAGGCACAGGAUCAGCUAUAAGACGGCUUACCGGCGGGGAGUGAGGACCAUGUAUAGGCGCCGCUCGCAGUGUUGCCCUGGUUACUUUGAGAGCGGAGACUUGUGUGUUCCACUGUGUACAGAGGAAUGUGUCCACGGUCGCUGCGUGUCCCCUGAUACAUGCCAGUGCGAGCCCGGAUGGGGUGGACUGGACUGCUCCAGUGCACACACAGCCAAUGGAACAGGCUGUGAGAGUGACUUCUGGGGACCUCACUGCAGUAAUCGGUGCCAGUGCCAGAAUGGGGCAAAGUGUAACCCCAUCACAGGCGCCUGUGUCUGCACUGAUGGGUACCAGGGAUGGCGCUGUGAGGAGCCCUGUGAGCACGGUUAUUAUGGCAAGGCGUGCCAGUUACCCUGCCAGUGUCUCAAUGGUGCCACCUGCAACCACGAGACAGGAGAGUGCAUCUGCGCACCGGGGUACACAGGGGCUUUCUGCGGAGAGCGCUGCCCCUCCGGUAGCCACGGGCCUCAGUGUGAGCAACGCUGCCCCUGUCAGAACGGAGGGACGUGCCACCACAUCACUGGAGAUUGUUCCUGCCCUGCCGGGUGGACGGGUUCAGUUUGUGCCCAGCCCUGUCCUCUUGGCAAGUACGGCAUCAACUGCAGCAAAGACUGCUCCUGUCGUAACGGCGGACUCUGCGACCACAUCACGGGACAGUGCCAGUGCGCAGCUGGCUUCAGUGGACGCAGAUGUCAGGAGGACUGUCCUGUGGGCACCUAUGGUCCGCAGUGUAACCAGAGGUGCGAGUGUCAGAAUGGCGCCAAGUGUCACCAUAUCAAUGGAGCCUGCCUAUGUGAAACAGGGUUUAAAGGCCCUAAUUGCCAAGAGAGAUUCUGUCCCCCAGGCCUGUACGGCCUCAUCUGUGACAAGUACUGCCCCUGUAAUACCACCAACACCGUGAGCUGCCAUCCUCUUUCUGGUGAAUGCACCUGCUCUGCGGGAUGGACAGGGCUUUACUGUAAUGAGACCUGCCCGCCUGGUUUCUACGGAGAGGGGUGCAUGCUGUCCUGCAGCUGUGCCAAUGGAGCUGACUGUCAUCCUGUCACAGGAGCCUGCGUAUGUGCCCCUGGGUUCAUGGGCGAGGACUGCACUACGGUGUGUCCUCCCGGGCUGUUCGGACCGAGCUGCAUGUCCACCUGCUCCUGCCAUAAUCACGCGUCCUGCUCUCCCGUCGACGGCUCCUGCAUCUGCAGGGAAGGCUGGCAGGGUGUGGACUGCUCCAUCCUAUGUUCCAGUGGUUCCUGGGGUCUCGGCUGUAAUCUGACGUGCUUAUGUAGCAACGGAGCUGCGUGUGACCCCGUAGACGGCACCUGUACCUGUUCUCCGGGCUGGAGGGGGGAGCACUGUCACGAGUCCUGCCCUGAUGGCACGUAUGGGCUGGAGUGUCGUGAGCGCUGUGACUGCAGCCACGCCGAUGGCUGUGACCCAGUGAGUGGCUACUGUCGCUGCUAUCCCGGCUGGACAGGAAUCCACUGUGAUAAUGUGUGCCCACAAGGCUUCUGGGGACCCAACUGUUCGUUCAGCUGUUCCUGUCAGAACGGAGGAUCCUGCGCUCCCGAGGACGGCACAUGUGUGUGUGCACCUGGAUACAGAGGGACCUCCUGCAAAAGAAUUUGCUCCCCGGGGUUCUACGGGCACCGCUGCAGCCAGUCGUGUCCACAGUGUGUGCACAGCACUGGGCCGUGCCAUCAUGUCACGGGCCACUGUGAGUGCCUGUCCGGCUUCUCGGGUUCUCUUUGCAACCAAGUCUGUCCGAGUGGCAGGUACGGGAGGGCUUGUGCCGAGAUCUGCCUCUGCACCAACAAUGGCACCUGCAACCCCAUUGACGGCUCCUGCCAGUGCUUCCCUGGCUGGAUCGGCGAGGAUUGCUCUCAGGCCUGUCUCUCUGGGCACUGGGGCCCUGAUUGUCUCAACUCGUGUAACUGUCACAACGGAGCCCAGUGCAGUGCCUAUGAUGGGGAGUGCAGGUGCAGCCCCGGCUGGACUGGUCUCUACUGCACACAGCGCUGUCCUUCAGGGUUCUACGGCAGGGACUGCUCUGAAGUCUGUCGCUGCCAAAACGGCGCAGACUGUGACCACAUCUCUGGCCAGUGCGCCUGCCGAACCGGCUUCAUUGGGACAAGCUGCGAGCAGAAGUGUCCUGCUGGCACAUUUGGAUAUGGUUGCCAGCAGCUGUGCGAGUGCCUGAACAAUGCUACGUGCGACUAUGUGACUGGAACGUGCUACUGCAGCCCCGGAUACAAAGGCAUCCGGUGUGACCAAGCAGCUCUGAUGAUGGAGGAGCUGAACCCGUACACAAAGAUCAGUCCGGCGCGAGGCUCCGAGCGGCAGUCCGCGGGGGCCGUCAUGGGCAUCAUCUUCCUCCUCCUCAUCAUCAUGGCCAUGCUUAGCCUGUUCGUGUGGUACAGGCAGAGGCAGAGGGACAAGGGUCAUGAGAUCCAGCCCAGUGUGUCCUACACACAGGCAAUGCACAUCACCAACACUGACUAUUCUCUGUCUGAGUGUGGCAGUACUGUGGCGAUGAGGACCAGCGCUCCCGAGAUCAAUCAGAGCCAGAACAGCAGCAGCAGCGGACAGUGCUUCUCCAACCCCAGCUACCACACCGUGGCUCAGUGUAACGUCGUCUCAACCAUUUCCAGCAACCUCGACGGCACCCUGACCCUCAAAUCAAGCACCCUGAAAAGCAGAAAUGGCUCAGAGUGGAGGGCCUACUGCAACCUCAACGACCUAGAUGUUCAACAGGGUGAGUCACAGAUACAAAGAGGCACCAGAAAAGAUUACAUCAAGGGCUCCAUGUGCAGCAACAGCUCCUGCUCCCUGAAUAGUGAGAAUCCAUACGCCACCAUUAGAGACCCGCCAGGGCUGGCUUGCAAGCACACAGAGAGCAGCUAUGUGGAGAUGAAAUCCCCCUCCCACCGCGAAGUACCCUUUGGAGGCACUGCCACCCUCCUGGGCAGUGUGACCAGGAAUGUCUAUGAUGUUGAGCCGACGGUGAGCGUCCUGCAGGGGCCGAACGGAAUGGCCACCGGCUUCUCUCAGAGCCCCUACGACCUUCCUCGCGGCAGCCACAUCCCCAACCACUAUGACAUACUGCCCAUGCGCCACAGCCCCACACACACGCCCCCGCCUCCCCCAGAAAGCCCCAGCUCCCUGCUCUAGAGGGCGACCCCUGCACCCGGUCCUGACGGCGAGCCGGCGUCGGGGGAAACGCUCAGCCAACUUUCAACCAACGGCCCUCCCUUUGUCUCCGCGUGCGUCCGAUUAGAUACUGAGAUGUCGAGAUGGAGGGACAGUCACAGCUCCUCUGGACCCUGCUCUCUUUGGUUCCCUCACUCGCAUUCUUUCUGCAAGCCCUGACGGAGGGAGGGGAGGAAGAAAGAGUGACCCACACACCAGCGACCACUCAACCAUUUUAAUUUCUUAUAUAACUGAUCGCUCAAACUGCUGCCUGGCCUCUUUAUGGACCUCCUGAAGUGGAACAUUACGGUUUCAAACAGCAGUAAGGGCAGUAUUCAUGGACUGAGUGGACAGUUUAUUUACAGGGAGAGAGCUGUCCUCCACGCUCAUUUUCAGCCCAUGAUUUGCCCACGAGGUUUCCUAUUCAAGAGCAGCCAAGUGUUUAUAAUGUCCCCUAAACUGAAGCGAUUUUCCCCCACGGUGAGGAAGGUGUCAAAGAAGGCAGCUGCAGAUUACAGUGCAGCUGACACGAAGUGCUCAUCUAUCCGGAAGUGAAGACGUGUUCAGGCAAAACAAGAAAAUGAAAGCAUGGAUAAAUAGUAAAACAUUGUGAUGGUUCUUUAUUCACUGUUAUCCAGAAAUUAUCGCCAGUUAAUGUGAUCCCUGUCUGUACCUAAAGAGCUUCUUUAAGUUUUAGUGUUGAUGAGGCCCUGUGUAUCUGGACAAUGAAUUCAGGUGACCCAUGUCUGAUCAGGUGACCAGAGAUACACAAAUAUAUCUAAAGUUUGAAUCUUAUCCCCCCCCACCCCCCCCCCCCCCUCCCCCCAUGCUAAUGCAGUGAUCUGAUCUUGUGUUGUUUUUUAAGUGAAAGUUUUUUUUUUUUCUUGUCUUAGUUUACAUUUUUUUUUUAAAUAUAUUGGGUGUUAAGAAGGGAUUGCUUUGACCUUUUAUGUUUUGUAUUUAUAAAGUUAAUUGCUUUAUCUAUUAAUUUAUUUUAGUGAUGGUGAUUUUUUAUUUUUAUCAAUGUGACUCUAGAAUAAAAAAAAUUAAAAAAAAAGAUGAGCAUGAUCAGAUAUUGGAUACCCACUGAUGUAGAUAACACACAAUUUAUCUUCUUGUGAGAUUAUCAGUGUCAUUUUGUGAACUGUUUUGAAGUCUCUCUCUCUCUCUCUCUCUUUCUGUCUCUCUCUCUGUCUCUCUCUCUCUCUCUCUCACUCUCUGUCAAAUUGUAAAUUGAAAAUAAGAUUUCAUCGGACCAAUUUAAGAACUCCACCAGUAUCCUGUGCUGUAUUUAUGAAGGGAGCCAUGUGUAAAAAAAGUCCAUUUCUAAGCUAUUUUGUGUUUUAUCAGCCUGAUUAAUUUAUUUGUUGAACUGAAUUUACUCAUUCACUAUGUGAAUCCCAUUUCACCCUCUGUAGAAGCAAUAACAUGUUGACAAUCGAUGCACAGACGGGGUUUCAUUAGUCCUGGACAUUAUGCCAUCUUCGACCAGUGUGGUGACAGUGGAUCAUACUUUACGUGACUGUUUGACCUCUGAGGAAGGGUUGUUUUUUUUUUCUUUUUCUAGUUGCUGUCAUAUCAAAGCUGGUUGUUGUUUUGGUAAAUAAGUUUGGAAUUAAAUGCCUAUUCUGCCAUCAGAAA